AUGGCAUUAAUUAAGUGCUACCACAAUUGGUUAGAGUGGCUGGAUGGCGAUGCUGAUUUUGUUCGGGUCUUUACCUUUGAUUUUAAAGAGGCCUUUGAUUAUGUCUCACAUUACAUUUUAUCUGAGAAACUUAAAGCACUGAAAGUAAAUCCCUACAUCAUCAAUUGGAUUAUCGAUUUUCUUUCAGAUAGAAGACAAAGAGUUACGGUGGAUGGGAUAACAACAGAAUAUGUAAAUAUUAACAGAGGCGUUCCACAAGAAUCAGUUCUUGGUCCUGUGCUAUUCAGUAUAAUGGUUAAUGAUAUUGAUACUAUUUAUGAGGAGAAGAGUUUGAUGACUAAGUUCGCAAAUGACUUGACUCUGAGUGUCCCGGUUAAAGCAAAUGGGUUCGAUUCUUCAUCUGAUGAGAUUGCUAAUAUUCAGAAAUGGUCGUUUGAAAACAGCAUGUCCUUAAACCUAGAAAAAACCUGGGAAAUGUUAGUACGAGGGAAAACCAACAAAUCCCUUCCUUUACCGAUAUCAGGAAUUGAAAGAAAGAAUGAACUUAAACUGUUUGGUGUAACUUUGAAUGAAAAUCCAUGCAACUGGGACGCAAACAUAAACUCCUUGCUUCAGAAAGGUGGUUCACGUAUGUACAUUCUGAGAGUCUGCAAAUUUUAUGGUUUCCCAAUGAAAGAUCUAGAAAUGCUAUUCAACAGUCUUAUAGUUUCACUUUUCUUCCACGCUAUUGGAGCUACUGUGGGGUGGAGCAUUUCAAAGUAA
Messenger RNA from Paramuricea clavata, 762 nucleotides. The record is from the annotation of a GenBank genome assembly. NCBI's taxonomy places the organism in Eukaryota, Metazoa, Cnidaria, Anthozoa, Malacalcyonacea, Plexauridae.